AUGCGUACAUCCGCUAUUGCCCUCGGCCUGGUUGCCGCUGCCCUCAGUCCUACCUUAGUGUCGUGUGCCCCUUUCCCAGCCGACGGAGGCUCUGCUGCUACUUCCUCUGGCGGAAAUGCUAGCGGGGGCUCUGUCAAUGGCCCCGCUAAUGGAUCCGGGCUAGGGACCGGCCUCGGGCUGAUCAAUAUGUUCUCCAACAAGGCUGGCAACGGCGGGACAGCCAACUCCGGCAACGCCAUGGGCGGGUCUGGGGGCACCUUUUCACCUGCUUCUGCCCCUGUUGCAGCAUACAAAGCACCUGCAGCCAAACCUAACACUAAACGUCCCAAGCCAUCUUCAGAGCCGAAGCCGGCUGCGGCUCCAGAAUUUCAGCCCCCCACAGCUGAAGUAGGGUCUGAACCUGCUAUGACAAUGCACGCUGGGGACAACGCCAACGCCGGCGCAGCUACUUCGGGUGAAGGAGGCCAAGUGUCCGGAGGAUCGAUCAAUAAUCCGGGCGGUGCCCUAAAUGUCUUCGGCAACGAGGCCGGUAACGGCGGUUCUGGAGCUUCUGGGAAUGCCGUAGGAGGCAAUAUGAAGAGAGCAGGUUCAGGAGGUUGGAAUCUGCCGUUCUUGCGACCGGGGCAGAAGAAACGAACCAACGGUGGUCCUGCAAGCUCCCAGCAGGGCGGCAAUGCAUCAGGGGGUUCUGUUAAUGGUGGAGAUGACCGGGGCCUCGCCGCUUUGAAUAUUCUCAAUAUUGGCUCAAACAAUGCAGGUGACGGUGGUCUCGCUAAAUCUGGUGACUCUUUGGGCGGUAUCGGUGGACACGUCCCAGAGAGACUUACCAACCCAGGUCGUCCGAGUAUUACCAAGGCGAAAUCAGUUGCCGGAUCUGGAGGGCAGGCCGUCGCGGGUGAAGGGGGGAUGGCGCCCGGAGGUUCGGUUAAUACACCUCAGGGCCUGAUCAACCUGUGGUCUAACAACGCUGGCGACGGUGGGGAUGGGCGCAGCGGGUUUGCUAACGGAGGUGCCGGAGGUGUUGCGCUUUGAGAGAUGGUUUCAACACAUCUAGUCGACACAGUCUAUACCCCUCAGUCUUUGUAUCCUUAGUUCAGCCAAACGGUGUCAACAUCUUUCCGUCAUUUAUUUGAUAUAUCAUCAGAUGAAUAUUUCAGAACGGGGCGAUUUACAGUGAUUCGGAGGAGUGAAUUUGAUUCUUAUAAACAGAACAUGCUCGUGCACGAGACCCAAAAUGUAAUAUGUUAGAAGAGGGGAGAAAGACACUUAUUUCAUCUGAUAAAGAGCAGAUAAUAAGAAACGAAGUGCACAGGGGAUCAGAGAUAAAACUUGCAUAGAAACACUGUGAUUGGAAGUGUACGGUGGCAAUAAGCACGAGCGAGGAUAAUUGGUAGAUUGAAAGAAAACUAUAAGCGAACUUAUCUGCGCAAGCCGAUCUACAGAGCAGGAGCAUAUGUUACAACCUUUAACCGAUUAAGCACCGCCCUGUCCUCCAGGGGCAGCGCCGGCCUGUCCAGCCGCAGCCUGUUGGCCAUAGUAGCCUCCCCAAUAAUUGCCGUAGUAGGAGUUCAUAUCGGCACCAGCAGGCCACUGUCCCUGUGCCCCUGCCGCAGCGGCUCCGGUAGCAUCCGUCGGCGAUUGCGCACCUGUCAGGGCCAUCGCUGCACCCGCUGCGCCAGCUUGAGGUGUGGGCAUACCCGGGGUAGCGCCCCCAGCGGCACCAAAUCCGCUGUAUCCGUAUUGGCCGUACGUGUUCGGCUGGGGCAUACCAUACAUGGGCAUGCUGCCAUAGGGGCUGGCGCUGGCAACAGGGCUCAAAGGAGCACCGGCUCCCCCAUCCGCCCUGUCCUUGCCCCAACUGCAUUUGAUUGGGCGACCAUGCACCAUCUGUCCCUGCAAUUGCACGAUAGCCAUCGCGGCGUGCUCGUGCGUAUCGAGCUUCACGAAGGCGAAUCCGCGAUCGGCCUGCAUCCGGAUCUCCUGCAGAUAACCAAUCGACUGAAAGAGGGGGAUCAAAUCCGCCUGGGUGGUGUAGGGCACCAGAUUGCCGACAUAGACGGUCGAGUUGUAUUGGGGCGUCUGCGACACGACAGACUCGUACGUGAGCGGGCCACCCUGGAAGUUGAUGGGUGCCGGAGCUCCACCUCCAGUAACACUAGCAGGGCGACCAGCCGGGGGCGCGCCCUGAGUCUUCUGGUUUGCCCAGUUAACCCGGAUAGCGCGGGAUCCGAGCCAUUCGCCAUUCAUGGUGGCGAUCGCCUGCUCCGCGUCAGUCUUGUCGCGGAAAGCCAGGAAACCAUAACCACGAGACUUCCCAGAGUUCAUAUCCCACAUCACACGGGCAUCUGAAAGGGUACCGAAGGCGGAGAAGGCCUUGGCGAGGACAUCGUCGUUGACUUCGGGGGACAGAUCGCCGACGAAGACGUGAUAGUGGUUGGAGGUAUCCUCCUUGUUCUGGUUGCCCUGGUAAGCCCAGUUGACACGGAUUUCCGUGUCGAAGAUUUUGCGUCCGUUGAGGGUCUGCAGGGCCGUCUCCGCCGCACGCAUAUCCAUGUACUCGACGAAUCCGUAGUUGAGACCGCCAUGCUGGUAGUUGCGAUCAGGGAUGAUUUUGACGUGCUGAACCGGGCCCGCGACGGCGAAAAUUUCGGUGAGCAUAUACUCGGUCACCCGAGGACUCAGAUUGCCGACGUAAAGGUGAGCGCGCCUGGGUGCCUCAGCUGCUCCCAUCCCCAUUCCACCAGACAUAUCCAUCAUGAUUUUAAACAGAGAUAACUGAAAUCGUCAGACCGUAUAUCGUGUAUGCGACUGGGCGCGGGGACGUCGGGCGAUAUAGACAGCGAUUACAAUAGGAAACCGAUAUCUGCAGAGAGCAAGGGAGACUGAACGGAAAGAAAAACAAGUCCGACAGAGGAUAGAGACGAGAGGAAUGAGACAGAGAUAGACAGGAAACGGAGAAAGAGGAAAACAGACAGAAAUUCACCAGCAC
Messenger RNA from Gloeophyllum trabeum ATCC 11539, 2989 nucleotides. RefSeq lists its product as uncharacterized. The record is from RefSeq and is a predicted model, not a curated record. Bases 1 to 1032 code for a protein of 343 amino acids. NCBI's taxonomy places the organism in Eukaryota, Fungi, Basidiomycota, Agaricomycetes, Gloeophyllales, Gloeophyllaceae. The transcript has 9 exons.